Messenger RNA from Fusarium verticillioides 7600, 727 nucleotides. RefSeq lists its product as hypothetical. NCBI's taxonomy places the organism in Eukaryota, Fungi, Ascomycota, Sordariomycetes, Hypocreales, Nectriaceae. The record is from RefSeq and is a predicted model, not a curated record. The coding region runs from base 1 to 504 and encodes 167 amino acids. The transcript is spliced from 3 exons.
AUGGCUAGCUACUACAACACUACCGCCUCUUACGCUAGCCCCCCGGCUUUCAAGAGAUCUCGAAGCAUCAAGAGUGACCAUGAGAUCGAUCUCAAUGGACCCAUUGAGGUUGUUGGAUCCGUCAAGUCUGGAAGCAGCAUCAGUCUGAACGGCGAUGUGAUUGUUCGAGAGAAGGUUGACGCCUAUGGAAGCCUUGGUCUGAACGGAAGCAUCAGAUGCGACGGCAAGGUCAAGGCCUAUGGAAACAUCUUGGUGAACGGAUACACCGUUGCCAACGACAAGAUCAAGGGUUGUGGAAAACUCCGAGUCGUGGGAACACUCGAGGCCACAGAAUUGGAGAUUUAUGGAAACGUGAGCAUUACAGGACUAUUGAAAUGCCGACGUCUUGUUGUCUACGGAACUCUGACAUUGAUCGGAAGCGACUCAAGCUACUAUGUCACAGAGUCUGAGCAAGUGGCCGGAGCUGUAAUGAUGAGGGAGACUGAGCCCGACUGGGACUGGUAACUGGAUGUUAUGAUGUGACGGAAUUGUGAAUGAGGAGUCACUUGUAUGGUCAGGUGGCUAUGGUUGGGGCUUGUUGUAUUACUAGAUUGGAAAUUGUGUCUUGGGUUUACUUUUGGGAAUGUAUUUCGGUCGUUUUGCUUGGCGUUGGAUACUUAGAUUCAUCAUGGAUUCAGUUCUAUCUUAGAGGAGGAAGUCUUUCACAAGAACAAGACUGUAACAGGAG